This is a messenger RNA of Gallus gallus (chicken), 1397 nucleotides long. RefSeq names its product major histocompatibility complex, class II, DM beta 2 (gene DMB2). Gene Ontology annotation, biological process: antigen processing and presentation of exogenous peptide antigen via MHC class II; positive regulation of T cell activation; immunoglobulin production involved in immunoglobulin-mediated immune response. Gene Ontology annotation, molecular function: MHC class II protein complex binding. The record is from RefSeq and is a predicted model, not a curated record. NCBI's taxonomy places the organism in Eukaryota, Metazoa, Chordata, Aves, Galliformes, Phasianidae. The coding region runs from base 527 to 1309 and encodes 260 amino acids. Gene Ontology annotation, cellular component: MHC class II protein complex; membrane. The transcript is spliced from 6 exons.
CUCCGCGAUGUUGGUGCUAUUGGGGCUGCUGCUGGGAGUGCGGGGGGCAGGUGGGGGUUUGGGGUUGGGGUGUUUGGGGGGUCUCUGCCUAAUGAAACGCUGGGGGGGGGGGGGACGUGGGGGUCUCUGCUUUAUGGGACUGUGUGGGCGGGCUUGAAGGGGCUCUGCUUUACGGCGCUGGGUGUGGGUUCUGGGGAGACUCUGCUCUAUGGGAUCAUGGUAGGGGCUUGGGGGGGCUCUGCUUAAUGGCACUGUAUGGAGGGACAUUGGGGGUCUCAGCCUUAUAGGACGUUGGGGAUGAUUUGUGGGGGUCUCAGCCUUUGCAAUAUUGAGGGCACUCUGGGUGGUGGUCUGAGCCCUUAGGGCCCCCAGGGAGGGCUUUAGGGUGGGCUCAGCCUUUUGGGAUACUGGGGUCCUUUUGAGGGGAGGGUCUCAACUUUAUGGGAUGUUGCAAAGAGUUUGGAGGGGGUCUCAGCUCUGAGGGAUAUUGGGGACAAUUCGGGGGAUCUCAGCCCUUUGGAACUCAAUGGAGGAUUUUGGAGUGAUGCUGAGGACUCAGCCUUUUGGGUUGCUGGGUGCCUUCAUGGUGCAUGUGGCCAACUCCUGCCCACUGGCAGCCAAUGGCUCUCUGCGCGGCUUCGACCUCACCGUGGCCUUCAACAAGAACCCUCUGGUGUGCUACGACCCCGAUGGCCACCUCUUCAACGCCUGCGACUGGGGGCUGCUGCACGGCGUGGCUGGACAGAUUGCCAUUGCCCUCAACAAUGACAGCACCUGGGUGCAGCGUGCAGAGGCACGGAGACGGGCGUGCAGCAAACUGGCUGCACAGUUCUGGGCACAGACGGCGCUGCGCAGGACUCAGCCCCAGGUCCGCAUCGUCCCCGCACAGACAGGGAACCCCAGCGUGCCCAUCCGCCUCACCUGCCACGUGUGGGGCUUCUACCCCCCCGAGGUGACCAUCAUCUGGCUACACAAUGGGGACAUCGUGGGGCCUGGAGACCACUCGCCCAUGUUCGCCAUCCCCAAUGGGAACUGGACCUACCAGACACAGGUGGCCCUCUCGGUGGCCCCAGAGGUGGGGGACACCUACACGUGCUCGGUGCAGCAUGCUAGCUUGGAGGAGCCCCUCCUGGAGGACUGGCGUCCUGGGCUGACGCUGGAGGUGACGCUGAUGGUGGCUGUGGCCACUGUAGUGAUGGUGUUGGGGCUCAGCUUGCUCUUCAUUGGUGUCUACUGCUGGCGGGCCCAACCCCCUGCCCCAGGUUACGCCCCGCUUCCCGGUCACAACUACCCUUCAGGCAGCAUCUGAUGGACACCUUCUGUCACCAACUGUCCCUGUGUGUCCCCAUCCCUGACUCUGCACCGUGGUGCUGACAUUAAAGACACUCUGCAGCCUC